This is a messenger RNA of Acanthopagrus latus (yellowfin seabream), 2943 nucleotides long. It is a transcript of the gene spint1a, whose product is annotated as serine peptidase inhibitor, Kunitz type 1 a. NCBI's taxonomy places the organism in Eukaryota, Metazoa, Chordata, Actinopteri, Spariformes, Sparidae. The record is from RefSeq and is a predicted model, not a curated record. The transcript is spliced from 10 exons. Gene Ontology annotation, molecular function: serine-type endopeptidase inhibitor activity; protein binding. The coding region runs from base 553 to 2082 and encodes 509 amino acids.
AGUUGGACCAUUUCUAACAUUACACAUGUCUGCAAGUUUCAACAAUGAUUCUUUACACACACACACACACACACAAAAAUCCAGUCGUUGUUUUGUUUGGAGCCCCAGUCAUGUAACAGCCAGAAGGGAGUGGCGUCUCGGGGGUGGAAUUUCACUUCCUGUAUCUCUCAGGUGAGUCACCUGGCCGAUGUCGUCGACUGCUCGGACUUCACUCGACAUCACACGAGCGGUUUGCUUGUGAAAGUUUCGGGCCCGUGAAAGAUCAGACCCGCCUGAAGAGGAGGUUUUUGUUGAAGCGUUUCUUGAUGCACGACAGGAAGUCAGGAGGUUUACUUCUUUUUUUUCUUUUUUUUUUUAAAUCGAACUGAGACUUCUGUGAGGAGGUCGUUUCUCCACUCUGCGGCCUAAACUCUCCUGGAAGAAGUCGCCUUUUUGAAAUAAUACGCGUCAUUUUUUAAAUUAUUAUUAUUCUCUGGUGACUUCUCCGUCGUGAUAAGGUGAUCUGACUUUAUUUAAAAAUAUAUAUUUUUAUAUUUGGACUUAAAAAAAAGUAUGAAACUAUUGCUCAAAGGACAAUUGGGAGCGUUUGCGCUCCUGCUGCUGGGGUUUCUUCUGGACUCCGCUUGUGGCCAGGUGACCGGCCAGGAGUGCUUCGCCCAGUUCAAGAAAGGUCGGGAUGAUUUCGUUCUCGAUGUCGACGAGUCUGUGAAAGACGGAGCGACUUACAUCUCGUCGCCGAAACUGGAUCGACACAGGGACUGCGUGAGCGCCUGCUGCAAGGAGCCGAAGUGCAAUGUCGCUGUCAUGGAGAAAGAAGACGAAGAGGAAGGCUCGGUCAAGUCCUGCUUUCUGUUUGACUGUCUGUACAAGAAGAAAUACGUGUGUCGCUUCGUCAGGAAGAAAGGAUACAUGAGCGAGUUUCUGGACACCGUCUAUGACGGUUAUCUUCAGGUGGCUGCCCCCCCAGCCGUGUCUGACCGCCCACCCACUGCCAACGGAGGCCAGGACCUGGUGGUCCAGCCUGGGGAGACCGUGACUCUGAACGGCAUCACCAGCUCGGAUGACCAGCGGGUUGUGUCCUACCUGUGGAAUAUGCUCACCGUGUACCCUCACGCCGUCAUUGAGAAAACCAACUUUGAAGACCAGAUUAUCGUAUCCAAUCUUACAUCUGGAGUGUACAAGUUCCAGCUGACCGUCACAGACAACAGCGGCCAGUCAGACUCCACCAAGGUCACCGUCCUGGUUCUUACCCCCGAGCAGUCUGAGCACCACUGUAUGGCUCCGAAGAAGAUUGGGCCAUGUCGUGGUUCCUUCCCUCGCUGGCAUUACAAUGCUGCGUCAGAGACCUGCGAACAGUUCAUUUUCGGGGGCUGCAGGGAGAACCUCAACAAUUAUCUCACCAGCGACGAGUGCACCAACGCCUGCGCCGGCUCAGAGAAGGGUAGUAAAUCAGGUCGAGGUCUUCCUAUUCCUGACUCUCAAGGAGAAAAAUGCGGUGCUCCCUGUACAACAGAGCAGUUCACCUGCGAUAAUGGGUGCUGUUUGGAUCCGGGCCUGGAGUGUGACUCAACGCCACAGUGUAGCGACAACUCCGAUGAGCGGGAAUGCGAUAAGUUGGGCAACAAUUUUCGUAUUCUGAUGCAGAUUCCAUUGGACGAACAGAAAGUGCGCUGCACAGAGCUUCCUGACUCAGGACCCUGCAGAGACAGUAUCACCAAGUGGUACUACGACCCUUAUCAGAAGAUGUGCUCUCGCUUCAACUAUGGCGGAUGCUCAGGAAAUGAUAACAGAUUUGACAGUCAGGAGGCCUGUAUGAAGGUUUGCCGCGGGGUAACAGAAAAGGACGUAUUUACAAGAAAUGAGAAACAUGAGGCCUUUAAGGAUGAAAAGCAUACAAUGUUUCUAGCAAUAGCUGCCAUCCUGGGUCUAGCCGUCCUCAUCCUGGUGGGCAUCCUGCUGUACUGCCUCAUGAAGGGAAGGAAGAAAUCCUCACAACACCAGCGUGUGCUCGUCAACCCCCCUCCGGUCUCCUUUGAGGACAGAGAGCGUCUGGUCUACAACAGCACCACCAAGCCCAUCUGAUCACUCAGUCACUCACUUGUCGGAGCUUUGUCGUCCCACUGAACAAACUCGGAUUGGUCAGAGGGGAAACCAUGUCCGCUGACUAAGUUUGGAGGGGAUCUGUUUUUAGUUUCUCCUGAUGUGGAUGUAUUUUGUGAGGGUGAUGUGUGCAGAUAGCAGAAUAUCUUCUGCGGUGAUGAAAUGUGAUGUCUAAUGAUUUGACUUUUAGCUUGUUUAUAAUGCAUUGACCUGUUAAAAUGUUGUGAGUUUGUGCUCAGGUUAAAAGGGAAGGAUUUUCAUUAGUGCAGUGGUAGAUUACCAUGAGACCAGGUAAAUUUCCUUUUACGUUUUUGACUUUGUUCGUUUUGCCUAAAUGAUCCGAUAUUUGUCAAUGAACAGCUCUUGUUAAAAUAGAGCGUUUUAAUGUCGGACCCUGAAGUCCACAUUGGUCAGUGACUUCCAAGUGAGAGUCUAGAUUCCCUUGUAUGUUUUUAAAAACAAGCUCUGGUAAUUUGUGUGGAUGUCUUAUGUUAUACGGUGAUCCCUUUAACUUCCUGUAAUCCUGCCCCACCUCUUCUCUCUGUCAGAUUUGUUUUUAUCUUGUUCAUUCAUUGUUACACUGAAUAACAUACUUGCAUAAUGUACAUAAUCUUAGAGUUUUUAGAGUGAUAUUUUACAUAAGGUUAUUCUGCAGUGAUUUGACAUGAGUGUUGUUAGAGCAAGCAUAGUGCACACAUCAAAUAAUGAUUAUUGAUACCUUUAUAAAGCCGCCUUGUUGUUGAAUAUUCAACAAUUUAAACUUUGUACAUAUGACCUGAUAUAGGUUUUUGAAACUUUGGCAGUAUCGUGAAGUUUAUACUAAAUAAAAGAAUUAACUCCAAA